AUGGGAUCACAACCAGGGUCUGAACCAGGACUGGACCAGGACUGGACAGGUCUGAACCAGGACUCUGCUGCUCAGGUGAAGAGAAGUCAACAUGUCGGACACAGAGGAUCAGGUCGAAGGAGGGGGUCGGGUUCUGGGCCGUCUCCACCCGGUGGAGCACGUCUGGGCCAUCUCCACCCGGUGGAGCACGUCUGGGCCAUCUCCACCCGGUGGAGCACGUCUGGGCCGUCUCCACCCGGUGGAGCACGUCUGAUAAAGACAGUGCGUCCCAUUUCUCCUUCAUCUCUCCUUGGUUCCUCCGUGCUCCUCUCUGCUGUCCCUGGUGGAGGACAGGAGGAAGUGAGGGUUUGGGUUCCAGACCUGCCCAGUGUUCUGGAUGAAGUCAGCCUCAAAGCUGACAGUGUGUGUCUGUGUCUGUGUGGCCUGCUGUCCCUCUGUCCUCCUCAUGGGGGCGCUGCAGCUCAGGACGAGGUGGUGGAGGUGGAGGUAGCCCCAGAGGCCGAGCCAGAACCAGAGGAAGAACCAGAACCAGAGGAGGAGCUGGAACCGGAGCCUGAAGACGCCUACGAGGAGGAAGAAGAAAAACCCAAAUUCAAGCCCUCGGCUCCAAAGAUCCCAGAUGGAGGAGACAAGGUGGACUUUGAUGACAUCCAGAAGAAGCGUCAGAACAAAGACCUGGUGGAGCUCCAGAGUCUGAUCGACGCUCACUUUGAAUGUCGCAAGAAAGAAGAAGAAGAACUGAUCGGACUCAAGGAGCGGAUCGAAAAACGUCGCGCUGAACGAGCUGAACAGCAAAGGAUCAGAGCCGAGAAAGACAAAGAGAGACAGGCUCGAAGAGAGGCCGAGCGCAUGAGGAAGGAGGAGGCGGAUCUUCAGAGACGUCACGAUGAUGAAGCCAAAAAGAAGAUCGCUCUGACCAACAUGGGCUCCGGAUACAGCUCCCACCUGCAGCGGGUGGAGGGGAAGCGUGGGAAGAAGCGUCCAACGGAGAAAGAGAAGAAGAAGAAGAUUCUCUCUGAAAGAUGCCAACCUCUGAGCGUCCGGGACCUGAGCGAAGACAAACUGAGGGAGAAGGCCCAGGAGCUGUGGGCGUGGCUUCACAGUCUUGAGGCAAUUAAGUACGACUAUAACGAGCGCUUAACGAGGCAGAAGUACGAGGUCAUCUCCCUGAGGAACCGCAUCGACGAGCUGCAGAAACACAGCAAAAAGGGCGCCGCCUCUCGUCGCAGGAAGUGA
Messenger RNA from Knipowitschia caucasica, 1236 nucleotides. The record is from the annotation of a GenBank genome assembly. NCBI's taxonomy places the organism in Eukaryota, Metazoa, Chordata, Actinopteri, Gobiiformes, Gobiidae.